AGCUGGGCUCCAACCGCUUUAUCCUCCGUGAGAUCUCCAAAGUCAGUCGUCUUCUUCAGAAGCUCUGAUGAUUGAAAUGGCGAAUGAACCCAAGAAAGUGAUCAUUGACACUGAUCCCGGCAUCGAUGAUGCCAUGGCAAUAUUUCUGGCCCUGCAAUCUCCAGAGGUGAAUGUGAUUGGCCUAACUACCAUUUAUGGCAAUGUUCACACUUCUCUUGCCACCAGAAAUGCCUUACAUUUGCUGGAGGUAGCUGGGAGGACAGACAUUCCAGUGGCUGAAGGGUCUCAUGUCACAGUUACUAAUGGUACGAAGCUUAGAAUUGCGGAUUUUGUUCAUGGUACGGAUGGACUUGGGAACCAAAAUAUUCCCACACCAGAAAGAAAGCCCAUUGAGCAGAAUGCUGCUGAUUUUCUUAUCCACCAAACACAGCUUUACCCAGGAAAAGUCACUGUUGUGGCAUUAGGCCCUUUGACAAACAUUGCACUGGCUAUCCAAAAAGAUUCAGCAUUUGUUAAAAACGUUGGCCAAAUUGUUGUUCUUGGUGGUGCGUUCGCAGUAAAUGGAAAUGUGAAUCCAGCAUCCGAAGCAAAUAUUUAUGGAGAUCCGGAGGCAGCAGAUACAGUCUUCACAAGCGGUGCAGAUAUUGUGGCUGUCGGUAUAAAUGUCACACAUCAGGUUGUUCUUACAGACGCGGAUCGCCAUAAGCUGGCAGAGUCAAAUGGAAAGUUUGCUAAAUACAUAAACAAGAUUUUGGAUGUGUAUUUCGCUUAUCACCAUGAUGCCUACAACAUAAAAGGUGUAUACCUUCAUGAUCCAACAACCAUGGUUCUUGCUGUUGAUCCUUCACUGUUCACCUACACGGAAGGAGUUGUUCGAGUCCAAACCAGUGGCAUUACUCGGGGUCUCACACUGUUUUACAACAAACAGAAAAGGUUUGCGGAAGUAACUGAUUGGUCUGGCAUACCAUCGGUCAAAGUGGCGGUUACCGUCGAUGCUCCCGACGUUGUGAAGUUGGUCAUGGAGCGGCUGAUGAAGUCUUGAAUCUGGCACUUGCCCUCUCUACUUGUGUUAGCUGUUUUGUUGAUGCUUGAUGUAAAAAUAACUCUCUGGGAAUAGCGGUUAGGAGGUAAAAAGAGUUACAGGGACAUGUGUUAUCAUUUUCUAUGUGUUAAUAAUAACAAUGUUGUAAUUACAAUUUAAGAUACCAUUACAUAAAACUACAGCGAAACUAAAAUGACUUUUACUCA
Messenger RNA from Cuscuta europaea, 1248 nucleotides. Lineage: Eukaryota; Viridiplantae; Streptophyta; Magnoliopsida; Solanales; Convolvulaceae. The record is from the annotation of a GenBank genome assembly.